Molecule: messenger RNA, 1213 nt
Organism: Amoebophrya sp. A120
Lineage: Eukaryota; Dinophyceae; Syndiniales; Amoebophryaceae
Source: the annotation of a GenBank genome assembly
AUGCCUACAAGUACAAGUAGGUACAACUUUUUCGAACCCAAUUUUUAUUUCGACAAGAGCGAUGUUUUACUUUUACUUUUGAUCCAGCCCCCCCUUCUGAUGCUCGACAUGAUGAACGGAGGAACUUUGCUACCGUGUCGGACGAGAUACCUUGCAGGAACACGAAUGUCGUAUACCUGCUGGACAAAUUUCAGUGCUAGUAUGAAGGGAACGCUAGUAAGGACCAGUAGACUAAUAUCGUGGCACCUUUGCUCGACGAACACCAGAGAGCGGUCAGCCUACUCUCAUCAAAUGGAAGUCGUUUCGCAUUGCAUGACAAACCGUGAAUCGUCCACAGGAUUUUAUGUUGACCUCGUCCUCGUCGGCCUAGCAACGUUUUUCGUACAACUCUGGUGAGUAUUAAUUUAGUCGGUACUACCAGACCACGUAUAAUUCCAAGUCUUCGUCCUACGUGGCUUUUUUUUACCAUGACGGCAUACAAUUCAUAGCCCGAAUGGUUCGACUGGUCGGCGGCGCCCGGACCAGACGAAAACUUCCGGGAGAGUCUGUAGGAAGUGACAGAAGUUGUGGUCAAUGUUUUGCAUUUUACUUUUUUUUAAUUUUUUACAAUUUUUCAAAAAAGUUUUUUGAGUUUUUUUUUUUUGCAAUUUUACUUCGGAGGUGGCGUCUCUGUCAUCGUCAUGCAGGCGAGCAUGCUGCUGAGUAUACAACAAGUACAAGUGGUAAGACUGCCGACGCCAACUUUCAACAUAGCGGCUCCAUUUCAAUGGACGCACAUUACAGCUACUGCUACGACUAUCCAAAUGCAUGAGUUAUUUUUUUGCUCUUCUCUAUCUCUGCAGAAGAACGAACAACAAGUGUCCAUUCCUUUUUCAUUUUCCCCUUCUUUCCCCUAGUCAUAAUUUUGUUUCUGUUGCAUUUUUUUUUGUACAUUUAUUCUUGUAAUCGCAGUUUGUUUCACUUUUUCAUAGCAGUUGUACCGAAUCCACAUGAUCCACUACCAGUUCAGGCGACCGCUAUUGUAUUCACAAAUCCUUUUUGUUUUCAUUCAUAAACUUUUUCGGAGUCCUCACAGGUGCAUAACUAAGGCAAUCAUGAUCAUCCCUGAAGACAAAAGACGCACUAGCAUGCGCAUGAUGAAAAUAAAAGUACAUUAAGAACAACAAGUGUAAGUGACCUUUUCAGCACACGAACCUCCUCGCGGCUACAUUUU